AUGGAGCUGACAAUCAUCUGGAGAUUUUUAGUUCGCGUUUGGACUAGCUUAAGUGCAUUUCUGUUUCGAAAGGCGAGGAAAGGUAUCAAGCAUGUUUCAACCGCGUUGUCUGCUGAGGAAGUCCAAAUUUCAGAACAAGCUGCUUUUUUGUGCCAGAAGUACAUCGAAGCCAGAUUUACCCGCUCAGAAUUGUGUUUUUUUAAUCCAAAGAGCCGUAAAAACGAGAGGCUCGAUUCAUCUGCCACGUGUUCCGAAGAUGUGAUCAAGACUCUUUGUGAAGUGGGUACAUUACUAGAAAAUAGCUACCCCAAGCUCUACAUAAACGUGUUGGAACAACUGAACUUUAGAAUAAAUCUUGGGAUCCUCGUCUGUCAUAUGUUCAAUCGCGUCUCGGAGAAUAUCAUUGCCUCGGGAAUCAACUGGGGACGCAUUGUAGCGGUAUACGCUUUUGCUGGUGCGCUUGCGUAUGAUUUUACUCAAGCCGGUGACACGAGAUUUAUCCGUAAUGUGUCCGGAUGGAUGGGACGAUUUUGUGCUAGGCGAUUAAGUCCUUGGAUUAGACAGAAUGGCGGAUGGGUGAGUAGGCUCGUUUUAAUAUCUAUUUCAAUCAGAUCAAACCACAUUAAGUCUUCCGGUCAUUUUUAGGAUUGUGUUUAUUCUUCUGUGGUAACUUAAAAUUGCAAUGAAAUUACUCGCGUGCGUUUAUUUGAAUUGAAUUAUUACAGAUCAGGGCCGGUUUACACUACGUUAAUUUGCAUUUCUUUGGAUUAACUGUGUACGUGUGAAGCUAGCAAAACAAUUAAAUUGUGAAAAGAAAACGCUUGAGUGGCUUUUCCGUCACUCAAGCGUGUCCUCCUUCAAACUCUCUCAUACUUCAGUAUAUUCUUAAAAGUACUCAUUGCAAUACUCGGCGAAAACUUCCUUCUUAUUUAUUUCGUGUUGUUUGCCUAGAUCACUAGUAAUAUAUCAAACGCAAAAUUCAUUUAGAAAUUAUAAUUAGAGAACUUCCCGGUAAGGUGGGGAGGCGGGGGCGGGGGAGAGGGGUUGGGUUAUUUUGUGUAACCUGAUUUUCGUUAGGUUUUAGCUUGUAGUUAACAGCUUUUUUUAAAAAAAAAACCAGAUCCUUUUGAUCGGCUCUGCCUCUUUCGAUCAAAAGGAUGUGUUACAAUUCUCCUGGACACAGACUGAGCGUGGCUUGUGAGACAGAUUUUUCUGUGCUGGGGUAUCUUAGGGCGAACAAUUGCUUUUCAGUGUUUCAUUCCUGUUGUUUUGCCUUGUUUUGAGUCGAUGGUGUGAUUUUAUUCCUUGGAGGACAUGCAUUUUUCGUAAAGAAUACGAUCAUAUCCGAAGACGUCCGAAGAUAUUCGAGGAAGCUUCGAAGAUUUCUGAAGGGAUUUGGGGCUAUGAGGGUCCUUUUGCCGUACACCUUCAUGCUCUCCUCAGUCUCCCUCUUCUUUUAUUGUGGCUAAAUACGUAUAUGAUCGCUUCCGCGAAAGAGAUAGACGCGUUAAAUAUAACCUUGUUUAAUAGUUGUAUAAAUUCUACAAAUGUACACCACUGUAAUUAUUGCACUAAAAUCUUUGUUAUCGUUGUAAGCACGUGUGUCUGUAGGCGCUCUGGUGAUUAUAAAGCACUUAUCCUAUCCUAUCCUAUCCUUUCAGACUAGCCCGGGGAGGAGGGGGGGAAACUUCGCCCAAAAGAGCCUUAGGGAUUUCUAUGGGAGAUAAGGGGCUAUCAAGCACAUUUUUUCCGGGGUUGUGAAGAAGAGAAAUCUUUUUGGCUUAGUGAUAUUGAAAAGACGGUGCAUUUAAAACAGCUCAAUAGUUAAAAGGGAUACAUCGUUUUAAACUAGUAUGUGAAAGGGGUAGGGUGUCAGUAAAACGCGGCGUCGGGGCCGGGGCCGGGAUUGGAGUCGAUCUUUUUUUUUUAAAGAAUGCUGUUUUAGGGUUAGCGUUAGGGUUAGAGACGAAUGGCUCAAAAACUCGCUCAGAUCACGUGACCCGAAACACAUCGGCCGGGCGCAAUAUUGAUGCUUAGGGACUAGGCUAGGUAAGAGGCUGUGGGCAUAAAAUUAUGUGAAACGGAUACUUCUGGUAAGGGACUGGAGCGUGCUCGUAAGCCAGUAAACAAAUUAACCAAACAAACAAAUGAGGAAACGUACAUAAAUUUUGCUUAGUUUAGGCUUUUCACCGGAAACUCAAUUAUAAAGAGGUCAAAGCACUUAUUCUAAAACUGAUAUGCUUGUUUCAAUCCCGACUUACAGGAGGGCCUCGUUUCGCAUUUCAAGGAAGAGGAGCGGUCUGUAAUGAAUUCGUUUAGCAAAUGGUUAAAACGAAAUCAACCAAGACUGAAACAGAAGCCUGGCGAGUGA
Porites evermanni is the source of this 2371-nucleotide messenger RNA. Lineage: Eukaryota; Metazoa; Cnidaria; Anthozoa; Scleractinia; Poritidae. The record is from the annotation of a GenBank genome assembly.